CCACUUGCUCCCACUGCCAGUUUCCAGCCCUUCUGUUCAUCAUGGCUAAAGGGUUCUUUAUUAGCAAAACAGUUGGGAUUGUUGGGAUCGUUUUGGGGGCCGGAGCUGUGGCGACCAUCAUCGCGCUCUCUGUCGUUUACUCUCAAGAGAAAUCCAAAAAUAAUGAAAUAGUGGUGAAUCCCACUGAAGUGACUACGACAACAACAACAACAACAACAACAACAACGACAACAACAAGCCAGCCAACCACAUCAGCAUCCAAUGAACCGUGGGACAAAUAUCGUCUCCCUGAUACUCUCAUCCCUGAAUCCUACGAUAUCACGCUCUGGCCACGUCUCCAGCCCGACUCUGAAGGCCUCUUCAUCUUCACGGGAAACUCCAGCGUGGUGUUCCGAUGUGUGAAGGAGACGAAUCUGAUCCUGAUUCACGCCAACAAGCUGAAUCUGACCACUACUGCCACACUGAGCACGCUCAAUGGCUCUCCUGCCCCGUCCAUCACGUCCACACGAUUCGUGAGCAGAACCCAGUAUUUAGUUUUUCACCUGAGUGAGAAACUAAAAGCAGGAGAGACGUACAAACUCCACACUGAGUUCUUAGGAGAACUCGCUGAUGAUCUGGGAGGAUUUUACAGGAGCGAAUACUUUGUAAAUGGAGUUAAGCACGUGGUAGCUACGACUCAGAUGCAGCCCACAGACGCCCGAAAAGCGUUCCCUUGCUUCGAUGAACCUGCAAUGAAAGCGAUUUUCAAUAUCACUGUGCUGCAUGACCCAGCAACCGUCGCACUUUCCAAUGGCCAGGAAAUUGAGUCAGUUCAGAUUAAGGAAGGUGAUGUGACGCUCAAUAAAACACGGUUUGAACCCACCAGGAGAAUGUCAACGUACCUGCUGGCGUUUAUUGUCAGUGAUUUUGAAGCCAUUAAGACGAUGGAAGGGGAUGUUAUGAUUCGUAUUUUUGCCCGUAAGGAAGCGAUUGACGCCGGUCACGGAGACUACGCACUGAACAUCACGGGCAAAAUCCUGAAAUUCUUUGAAAGAUAUUACAAUUCCACUUACCCACUUUCCAAAUCAGAUCAGGUGGCUCUGCCGGACUUUAACGCCGGCGCGAUGGAGAAUUGGGGUUUGAUCACAUACAGAGAAACAGCUCUUCUCUACGACAGUGCAGUUUCCUCCACUGGGAAUAAAGAGCGAGUUGCCACCAUCAUUUCUCACGAACUCGCCCACAUGUGGUUUGGGAAUCUCGUGACUAUUAAAUGGUGGAAUGAUCUCUGGCUCAACGAAGGUUUCGCAUCCUAUGUUGAGUAUCUCGGAGCCGACAAUGCAGAACCUGACUGGAAUAUCAAAGACCUGAUCACACUGAACGAUGUGCACAGAGUGUUUGCCGUGGACGCUCUGAGCUCGUCUCACCCGCUGUCCUCUAAUGAAGACGAUGUCCUGAGACCAGAGCAGAUCAGUGAGGUGUUCGAUGCUAUCUCCUACAGCAAGGGGGCGUCAGUGUUGAGGAUGCUCUCAGAUUUCCUGACUGAAGAAGUUUUUGUGAAAGGCGUCAGUAGCUACCUCAAUCACUUCCAGUUUGAAAACACAGUGUACACCGAUCUUUGGGAUCAUCUCCAGAAGGCUGUGAAUGACACUGGAACGUCGCUCCCAAAUAGCGUUAGUGAAAUCAUGGACCGCUGGGUUCGUCAGAUGGGUUUCCCAGUGGUGACGAUUGACACAGAGAAGGGCACCUUAACUCAGAAACACUUUCUCCUGGAACCUAAUUCCACCGUGGACCGACCAUCUCCAUUCAACUAUGAGUGGAUUGUUCCUAUUCAGUGGAUGAAAAAUGGAAUUAAGCAGGACAUAUAUUGGCUGGAGACCAAAGAGGCUCAGCAAAAUUUCAUGAGAAUGGGAGCUUCUGAUUGGCUGGUGGCCAACCUCAAUCUGUCGGGAUACUACAGAGUAAACUAUGACAUGGGGAACUGGGAGAAACUGCUGAAGAAACUCCAGACAUCUCAUCAGGAAAUUCCUGUUAUAAAUCGAGCCCAGAUCAUAGACGAUGCUUUUAAUCUGGCCAGGGCGACAGAGGUUUCCACCACACUGGCUCUGAACACGACGCUCUAUCUAUCAGAGGAGAGAGAGUACAUUCCCUGGCAAUCAGCGCUCAACAACCUCGACUAUUUCUACCUCAUGUUCGAUCGUUCCGAGAUUUAUGGUCUGCUGCAGGCUUACACUCGGCAGCAAGUAGAGCCACUGUUCCUCUACUUCAAAAACCUGACAGCAGAUUUCACCAAGAUCCCUCAAGGUCAUAUGGAUCAGUAUAAUGAGGUGAAUGCUCUGCGCAUGGCCUGCAGCUCUGGGGUGGAGGAAUGCAGGACACUGGUUAGAAACUUGUUUGAAAAGUGGAUUUCAAACUCAACUUUCAACCCGAUUCACCCCAACCUGAGGUCGACUGUGUACUGCCAGGCCAUCGCUGCAGGGGGCGCCAGGGAGUGGGACUUCGCCUGGUCCAUGUUUCAGAAGGCCACCGUCGCCACUGAGGCGGAUAAACUGAGAGCAGCCAUGGCAUGCAGUAGCACACCCUGGAUCCUCAACCGGUAUCUGAACUACACCCUGAAUCCCCAACUGAUCCGCAAACAGGACGCAACAUCUACGAUCAUCUCAGUGGGGAACAACGUGGUGGGGCAGCCCCUGGCCUGGGACUUCAUCAGGGCAAACUGGGAAUACAUCUACAGAGAGUAUGGAGGAGGAUCGUUCUCUUUUGCUAAUCUGAUUAAUGGUGUCACCAAACGCUUCUCUACUGAGUUUGAACUCAAACAGUUGGAUCAGUUCCGGAAAGAUAAUGAACACAUCGGGUUUGGUUCUGGUUCCAUGGCGAUUGAACAGUCCAUCGAGAGAACCAGAGCCAACAUCAGGUGGCUCAAACACAACACGGACGAGGUGAAGGUCUGGCUGGGGGCAGCUAUUAAAUAAACACACACACACACACACACACACACAUACACACACAUACACACACACACACACACACACACACACAUACACACAUACACACACAUACACACACACACACACACACACACACACACACACACACACACACACACGCUGGUAAACGAAACAAGCUGGUUUAUUUAUUUCGUCACAUGUUGUUUCCCAGAAGUCGGUUUAUUUUUAUCCAAAUAAAAAAUGUUUUUAAUUAAAUAUUUUAUUUGAACUAUAAAUAAAUGUGUUAAAGAUGUGACACGUUUCAGCUCAGUUUGUGUUUCACUGUGAAAUAAAACCUUUUUCAGUCA
This is a messenger RNA of Silurus meridionalis, 3271 nucleotides long. RefSeq names its product alanyl (membrane) aminopeptidase b, tandem duplicate 1 (gene anpepb.1). Gene Ontology annotation, molecular function: zinc ion binding; peptide binding; metalloaminopeptidase activity. The record is from RefSeq and is a predicted model, not a curated record. Gene Ontology annotation, cellular component: cytoplasm. Gene Ontology annotation, biological process: peptide catabolic process; proteolysis. NCBI's taxonomy places the organism in Eukaryota, Metazoa, Chordata, Actinopteri, Siluriformes, Siluridae. The transcript is spliced from 20 exons. Bases 42 to 2948 code for a protein of 968 amino acids.